Molecule: messenger RNA, 2945 nt
Organism: Ceraceosorus guamensis
Lineage: Eukaryota; Fungi; Basidiomycota; Exobasidiomycetes; Ceraceosorales; Ceraceosoraceae
Product: CDC45-like protein
Exons: 3
Coding region: 171-2732 (853 amino acids)
Biological process (GO): mitotic DNA replication preinitiation complex assembly; double-strand break repair via break-induced replication; DNA replication initiation
Cellular component (GO): DNA replication preinitiation complex
Molecular function (GO): single-stranded DNA binding; DNA replication origin binding; chromatin binding
Source: RefSeq, a predicted model, not a curated record
CUCUCUCUCUCUCUCCUCUUCCUCUCUCUUCUCUCUCUCUCUCUCUCUCUCUCUCUCUCUCUCUCUCUUUCUCUCUGUCUCUCUGCACACAAACCCACUUCUGCUGGCCCUGGCCCCGCCGACUGCUCAGCCUUUCUUAGCCAGCAGGGUAGUAGGCACGCGAGAACGAAAUGGUGCUGAUCACGCGGCCACGAGGAGCAGGAGCAGGAGGCGGAGGUCUGGGCAAACCAGCGCUGGAUUACGGUUCAGCGUACGAAGAGAUCCUUCGCAGUUCACGAAGCGCAUCCAGCAUAGCUGGAACUUCCUCCGCUUCUUCUGCCGUGCUGCUGCUGGUGGAUGGUAGCGUAGAUGGGGUCUGUGCAGCUCGAGCAUUGGCCACGCUGUUUAGGGAAGACGAGGUGGCGCAUAGAGUCGUGCCUAUUGAUGGAUAUGCUAGUCUGGAACAAGUCGUCAGGGAAGAUGUGGUGGGCAAUCUAGCGUGUCAUACGCUCGUGCUGCUCAACCUUGGUAGCUUGCUCAGCUUGCCCAACUACUUUUCCACAGACGAGGAGCGCGAAGAAGAGGAGGAGGAGGAGGAAGAAGAAGAAGAGAGAGGAUUGCGACUCCCUCCGCAUUGCAAGGUUCACCUCGUCGAUUCUCAUAGACCCUACAAUCUCGACAACGUCUUUGCUACUUCGGCACUCAUGUCGCGCAUCUACGUGUGGGACGACGAUGAAGCGCUGGAAAGACUUAGGAGAGAGGGCGAAGCUUACGAAGCGCUGGAAUUUGAGCUUGAUAGCGAAGACGACGAGGACGACGACAGCGCGUCUGAGCAGGAAGAGAGCGAUGAAGAAGAUGCAGAGCUUCUGCCGAGCGAAGACGAGGAUAUCGACGCGUCAUCUGUGGCCGCUUCCACGAGCAGACGAAAAAGACGCAAAAUCGCCCUCUCGUCUGAUGAGGAGGAAGAGGAAGAGGAGGAGGAGCAGUACGGCUCCGACAAAGAGCCCCGGAAGAGCUCUAAAGCGCCGAGGAGUAGCAGAAAGGAACGCUCGAGCAAAAGAUCGAAACCUUCUAGACCUGCUCCAGCCGCAAUGGCUAAACAUAGGGCGGUGCUGUCGCGAUAUUAUGCUCGAGGCACCGGCUACGGUCUGCCAGUCUCGCUCAUCAUGUGGAUGCUGGCAGAGAGGCUUGGUCGGAGCGAUAACGAGGGCUUGUGGCUCGCGAUUCUGGGACUGACAUCGCAAUACUUGACUAGCUCGAUCGAUGUGGAGCACUACGAAAGGGUAGCUGCGCUACUGGCCAGCGAUGUGCGCGCUUUGAAUCCGAGCACGACUGCAGAUGGCGUAUCGGACGAGUCGGCAGUGAGGCAGAAAGCAUCUGGAGGUCUGGCGGGCAGGGCGGUGGACGCGGACGAUGGCCGAAUACGCGUGCUGGACAAGGAGCUGCGCUUCACCUUGUAUCGUCAUUGGAGUCUGGAAAACGCCAUGUACCACUCAUCCUAUGUCGCUGGCAAGCUAAGCAUUUGGCGAGAGAGGGGUCUGGCCCAACUUAGAGGAUUUAUGGCCAAGAUGGGCUUCUCUUUGGCGCAGUGUCGACAAACCUUUGACCAUAUGGAUUUGGACCUUCGAAGAACGCUGGUGGACAAGAUCGAAUCCAUCGCGCCAGAGUAUGGCCUGACGGAGUGCGUCUACGCUAGCUUCUUAAGAAGCUACGGGUAUCAGAGCAGUCCGCUGAGCGCUGCGGAUAUCGUGGAGGGAUUGGACGCGCUUCUUUGCGCAGCGCAUGGUGUGCGCAUCGAGGUGGAUGCGCCAGGAUUGACCUUUGCCGGAAUGGGCGUGGGAGCGGGAGGUCAACAGGGCGCUUAUGCUGCUGCUGUUGGUCAAGGAGCGAUAGGCAGCGAAUUGUUCGGCAACAAGAGGUUCUGGAACCUAUCCGGUGGCGUUGCGCCGCGCAUCGAAGGGCGAAUCGAGGCGGACAAGGCGCAGGACAAGGAGAAUCGAGCACCUGGAGAAGGGCAGACGAACGCCUUGCAGAAGGAGCAAGCGGGCGGCGCAGUUGCUGAGGCUCUGCAGGAGGCAGAAGCGGUGGCAGCGCAGCACAGCUCUCGCAACGCUCAAGCAGACUGGACAAGAAGCUUCUUUGCGGCCUACAAUGCUCUCGACUCGAAAAAGCCAGCCAGCGUCGCCUUGUUGCGCUCCUCUUUGUCCUUGUCCAAAUCUCUGCAUCGCUCCAUCAUCUCCCAGGGCGUGGCGCUGAUCGACAAGCAAGCCAUCAAGACGCUUCGAGGCUUCCGCCUGGCCGUACUAGGUGACGGACCGGAUUUGCCGCUAUUUACGCACCCCAACGUGCUUUCACGUCUUGCGCUGUGGCUCGUGGACGCCUUGCGGGAUCUGGUAGCGAAGCAAGAAGCAUCGCGCAGGGAGGCCAAGCGUCGACGCAAAGGAUCCGCGGUGGGCGGUGGAGAUGGCGAGAUGACGGAAGAGAUGAUGGAAGCAUCAUCGAAGAGCGCUACUCAGGGAUUGCCCUUCGUCCUCGCGGCGCUGGACGAGAGGAGGGAUAGGUUCGUCGUUGUCGGACUGACGGGAUCGACAGAAUUUGGGGAUACGAGGAGAAAUCGGUUCGGCUUGGCUUUUCAGGAAGCGGCUAGUCAGUCUGGAGCUAGGACUAGACAUGACCAAUUCGACACGUCGGCCAUCGAGGUUCGCAAAGACGAUCUGACUGCUUUCAUCGAGAGACUGCAUGUGCGCGCUUGAUUCGCGCAGCGCGAACCGAUGCUCGCACCUCCCAGCCUCCCCGUUGCUUCGUCCGCACACCGCCUUGCGGUAUCGCUUUCCCUCCCACCACCUUUCCAAUCUCUUGUCCCCCUCUCGCGUACCUUUCAUUGCAGGGCACGCUGCAUUCGCAUAAUCUGUCAAAAUCACAUCUACGCAUUUGACUCGGCAAGCACACAAUGAUGAAGCAACAUU